CCAGAGUUUCUAUUGUCAAAAGGCCAGCUCAGCACUAAUAGAGGAAAGAAGAAAGAGGGAGGGACAGAUCAUGGAGCAAGAGAUGACCAAGGAGGGUUGGAUUGAGAGAAUGGUAAAAAUAGUUCGGGAAACUGAUGUUAAAGGGAAAGAUUCAAGGGUGAAUUGACUAUACGGAGCCAAUGAUGCAAACAAAUGUUCUUUGAUUUUGCUCUUCUGUAUUUAGCUUGAUAUUCAAAUUAGCUGUUAACUGUUUUCAGUGUUGGAAUAGAGGUACUCCUCGUGUUUUAUUCAUACUAAGAUUCUUUCUUUUAUCUAAAAAAGGACUUUAUUGUUCUAUUAAAUAGAUGUUAAACUAAACAAGGAGUAGGAGAUCGCAGGAAAUUCAAAAAAGUUGCUUAUUGGAAAAGAGGUGGUCUCAGAAGCAAAGAAUGGGAGGAUGAAACAAGGACGCUCCCUAAGAACUAGCCGACAAUGACGACAAGAGUGCCUACUGUUUUAUUUGAAACAGAGAAGGGUGCAGACGCCCAGCUUUCUUCCUCACUUAAUUCUUCAGUUACUGGCUCCUGCAAUAUUGACGAGUCCUACAAGUACAUCUUCCUGCCAAUUUGUUACUCCUUUACCUUUGUCUUCAGUAUAACCCUUAACUUUGUGGUUCUCUACCGUUCCUUUCGACGCACCAGACGCUGGAAUGCGUCCCUGAUUUACAUGGUGAACCUGGCCACGACAGACUUCAUGUAUGGUUUAUCCCUGCCCUUUCUGGUGGCUAGUUACGUCAUGCGGGACGACUGGGUGUUUGGAGACUUCAUGUGCCGCCUAGUGCGCUUCCUCUUUUACUUCAACCUCUACUGCAGCAUCUUCUUUCUCACUUGUAUCUCAGUGCACCGCUACCUGGGCAUCUGUCACCCCAUGAAGACCAUCACCUUGGAGACCAAACGAGCCGUGAAGGGGACUUGCGUUUUGGUGUGGAUUGCUGUUUUUGCACUAACAUGCCCAAUUUUUCGUUUUGCACAGACGCAGUAUCUUCCACGUGAAGGUAAGGGCACGAGGGAGGAGAUGUUCAAUAAUUGCUGGGAUGAUGCCAUUGAUAGAGAGUUCCAUGAUUACAUCCCUUACGGGGUCACGCUUCAUUUCUUGGGUUUUUUUGCACCAUUUAGCAUCAUUGCCUGGUGCUACUCACGUGUGGUGUUGACUAUAUUUCGGACGCUGCACUCUCAACCUCCUCCUCAAAGAGUCAGAAGUGGAACAGGCUGUGAAAGCGUCGCAGGGAUAGGGGGAGAGGGCAUGUCAAUCAUCUUGGGUGCUCAUUCGCCUUACGUGAACAGGCGUCGCAAGUCCAUCAAGACCAUAAUUACCAUCACUCUGCUCUUUGCCCUUUGCUUCUUUCCCUUCCAUGUCACUCGCACCAUUUUCCUGCUUCUGAAAGUGACAAGUAAGGUGCAGUGCCACACCAUGCGCAUGGUUUCCAUCUGUUAUAAAAUCACCCGGCCUCUGGCCUCAUUCAACGCCUGGCUGAAUGCACUGCUUUAUUUCCUUACCAAAGAGAAAAAUGGGCCCUGCUGUCAAAAACCUAAACAUGCCCAGCAUGGUCUGCUAUGGCCACUGAGAAUGCUGGGGAAAGGAGAGGAAGAGGAGAAUGAAGCUGAGGAGACACGGAACCAUAAGGACAAUGGGCCAACUGCUGAAAACAAAAUAUUCAGAGGUCUACCUUAAGGAAUAACAGUGCAGGACACUAACAAGUGAGCCUGGUGGAACUGCCUUCAAAUGGGAUUCAUUUGAAAUUAACUGUAAUGUUUUGUUAUAUUCAAUGUAUUUGUAUAAUCCUGUGUAUUCACAUAAAACGUGGAGGAUCUUGUGGUUGUUUUGUCUUUUCAAGACCCCUAACAGAUUGUUUUUCUUGUUGAUUGUUUGGAGGGUUAAUUCGUUAUUGAAAAAAUGUUGAUUAGGUUUACUAUUGAUUUAGUGUAUAUAAAUUGCAAAAGCAUAUAUAGAAUAAUACACUCAUUUAUUGUUUAUCUUAUUUUUUGCAGUUGUUGGCACACCUCAGAUUAGACAUAUUUUGUGCAUGAACUAUGUUUAGGGCUGUCAUAGAUUAAUAUAUCUUGUUGUGAAUAAUUAAACUGUUCUAAUAAAUGUUCUGAACUUGUUUAAAUGAAAAUCUAAUUAUGAGCUCUUUUAAAGAUGCUAUGCACCAUUAAGCACUGUUCCAGAUUUGUUUGUCCUUCUGUGACUAUUUAAUCUUAAUUUGUUGUAGAAUAAACUUCUUAAGGGUGACGGUU
Rhinichthys klamathensis goyatoka is the source of this 2276-nucleotide messenger RNA. RefSeq names its product P2Y purinoceptor 3. Bases 472 to 1710 code for a protein of 412 amino acids. Gene Ontology annotation, biological process: G protein-coupled receptor signaling pathway. The record is from RefSeq and is a predicted model, not a curated record. Gene Ontology annotation, molecular function: G protein-coupled receptor activity; oxysterol binding. Gene Ontology annotation, cellular component: membrane. The transcript is spliced from 2 exons. NCBI's taxonomy places the organism in Eukaryota, Metazoa, Chordata, Actinopteri, Cypriniformes, Leuciscidae.